Molecule: messenger RNA, 1863 nt
Organism: Cloeon dipterum
Lineage: Eukaryota; Metazoa; Arthropoda; Insecta; Ephemeroptera; Baetidae
Exons: 9
Coding region: 68-1825 (585 amino acids)
Source: RefSeq, a predicted model, not a curated record
UUCUCUUCCAGCAACAAAUUGGCCCCACUGUUGGAUAUUAGUGCGCGUAGACCAGGCUUCCACAGUCAUGCUAUCGCCAAUAUCAAUGAAUUGGUUUUCAAUUCUUCUCACUUCCAGCUUGUUGAUUAUUGUUUGCGAAUCAUUCAUUGGUCAGCAAAAAGUGAUUACCAUUAAGCUUCACAAAUCUAAGAUUUAUGGAUUGCACCGUGCCGUGCGACAGAGAAUUAUCAAGUGCUGUGGCAGGAAUUCUUGCUCACCAACUAAAAGCGGAAAUUACACCCGAAACUCGUCGGCCAAGAAUUUGAUUACUCCUACAGGGGCUGGAAGUGGAAUAAUCCAAAGAGGUUCUUCGGAACUGACAACCACAAUUUCAAACAGCGGCAGCAAUGUGAUUGAUUCAGGCAGCGGAGCAGGAAAUUCUGAAUCUGGUGCCCCGUCAGACUCAUCUGGUGGAGGGUCAGCCGACUAUGGAACUGGCUCGAUAGGUGAAAUCAACAAUUCUGGAGGCGGCGGUGCCGCAGGAGGUGCUGGUUCAGGGAUGACAACCACCGCCGCGGGGGUGGGUUAUACAGGAGUAACUGCGGGAGAAAACGGGGACUACGGAGAUGCAGGAUCUGACCCGGCUGACGGUGGCGGUUCUGCACCUGGAAGCGAUCCAGGUGCCGGCUCUUCUGCACCCUCAGACGGUUCGGCUGGUGCCCCUGGAGACACAAUUGCGAAUUCAGGGCCAGGUGGAGGUGCAACAACAGGCAGUAGUGGGGCUGCAAGUGGCGCAGGAAGCGCAUCUGAUUCAAGUAGUGCUGCAGCUUCCCAGAGUAAUGGGGAUUUGACCACUCAAGGCAAUGCUGGAAUCUCGACAACUCAGGGAAGCAGCGGAGGUUCAGCAACACAGGGAAGUGCUGGCGUUUCAACUACACAGCACGGUGGUGGAGGAUUUGCUGCUGAAGGUGGUGUUUCGACUACUCAAGAUGGUGGAGGAACUACGACUACUCAAGGUGGUGGAAGAGGAUCGACUACUCAGGGUAGCGGCGGAGGUUCGACUACUCAGGAUGGUGGAGGAACUACGACUACUCAAGGUGGUGGAAGAGGUUCGACUACUCAGGGUAUCGGCGGGGGUUCGAAUACUCAGGAUAGUGGUGGAGGCUCGACAGCACAAAGUACUGGUGAUGUUACAACAACUAAAGGUGAUGGAGGUGGCUCAACAACUACAAGUAACUUAAGCCCUCCCGGGGCUGGAAAUCUCAGCGAUCCCACUGCUGCUGAUAAUGAUGGAUGGACAUCUCCUCCACCAAACAGUGCUACCGUUGUGCCUAAAUCGAAUCCUUGCAUGGAUGAUGGAUGCGUUUUGCCGUGCAACAAAAACCCGAACUAUUUUCCUGAUGGAGUCACUCUGAAAGUCCCCAGUGGAAAGGGAGCAUUAAAAUCAGCUUGUGGGAAAAAUUACUUCUUUAGCACUGAAAAACUAAACCACACGAUGGCUUUCCAAGCAUGCUGUGCCUUGGGCAUGGUACUGAGCUCUUUUGAAACCAGAUCGGAGCAGGACUGCAUCACCAAAUAUAAUGAUGAUGUGAUGAAACUCAAAGAAACAAAUUACUGGCUUGGAGCAAGUGACAGGUUUUGCCAUAAAAAAUUUGCGUGGUGUACAGGAAAUACUCUUGAUGUAUCUGCAUAUCGAUGGAUAUUACUUCAGCCAAACUACUUGCCCGACCAACAUUGCAUGGUAAUGACUGUUGGAAUUGGUGUGCUUGGCCUCCCAGGACCCAAUGGAUUUAAUGAUUGGGAAUGCUAUGAAUCUACGAAUUAUUUGUGCGAGCAAACUUCUUAACGCACCAAAAAAUAAAUAUCGGAACUUCAUUUGCAACA